This is a messenger RNA of Plasmopara halstedii, 1696 nucleotides long. RefSeq lists its product as uncharacterized. The coding region runs from base 479 to 733 and encodes 84 amino acids. The record is from RefSeq and is a predicted model, not a curated record. Lineage: Eukaryota; Oomycota; Peronosporomycetes; Peronosporales; Peronosporaceae. The transcript has a single exon.
CUUUGCCGUCAGUGCAAAUAUUUAUAAUGUUAGUUAUCUCUGCUCAAAUACUGGGAAGUUUUGGCCACUUCUGAAGUUGAUUUAACAAUGCGGUCUGCUUUCAAGUGCACCAAGAUUGACGAGGCAGGCUAGCCUCCCGCUCCGCGUUCAAACGUGUAAAGACGAAGGUUGAACACCUUCAAGUAGGGCAACCAAAAAUCUCAUUUCCACUCACAGUACCUAAUUUGGGUCAAAGAUUGCAGAGAUACAAGUCACGAAAGGUCGCAUGGGCGACAUGGAAUGGGCAAUUUAGGGUUACAAAGUCUGUACAUAGAAGCUGUUCUUGCCGAAAUGCGUUUAAGUGGGAAUACUUGAUGAAGGAGUGAAAGCAUUCCUAAAGUACGAUUUUGAGCGAUAAAUCAAUCAAAUACGAAUUGUCUACUUUAAGACCCUUCAUGGACUUACUCACCUGACCGCCAUCGCGUUGAAUAUCUAGCCGAUGAAGACUCUGUGGACUUUUGCCUCGCCUUUCACAGUGGACGUUAGCGCUCCUGCUUCAGCAAUUUAUGUCAUCGAUGACUGCUGCCUUAUAGCUAAGCUGUUUAUCGCUCUUGAGAUCAGAGUAGUCGAUCAGCAGAUUGCUAUCAGCAAGAUUUUGGAUAACGUGAGAAGCAAGUGCACCAAGAGUAAAGAUUCGGACGAAGCCUUGGUCGUCAUGGACUUCAAGAUGAAGCUCGAAACUUUAUACUUUUGAGAAUAGACGAUCGGGCAUGAAGGGGAUUAGUUGGCAUGGAGUCAUGGUGCAGUGCUUCACCUAUGAACAAGCCGAGUAGGGGGAAGUUGCGCUCGUUACGGAUAACAAGAUUUUCUUUGAUCACGUUUCAUCAGGAGACAACAAACAAGACAGGGAGUCCAUGAAAUCAAUGACCGAAGCGAUUCUGAUGCGACUGAAGAAGGAGCUUCCAUAAUAGUGCUUCAGUCUGAUAACGCCACCUGCUACCAAAUAAACGGUUGCCCUUGAUUCUUCAUUUCCUGAGUAUUGUGCACAAAAUAGAGAUUGUGCGCUCUAUCCAUAUUGAGACGCAAUUAGCAAGUCGCUCAUUUUGCCAGAUGAAUGAAAGUACCAAGGUCAUGGGUAAAGGAAGGCAAUAAUUGCGUCACACCAACCUGGGGUACCGAACUGCAUUGUAGAGCUCGUCGAAGACAACCGAGACCGGCUCUUUGAGCUUGCAAAACAAUUCGAAGAGAUGGACAGGCAAUUGUAGCGAUUAGCACGGGCCAAUGGCUCUAAUUCCAUGACGAGCGGCGACUCGGCCAGAAUAAGGAAAGGGUCCCGACAGCAUUAGAUCCGGUGCGCUACUGUAGCUGCCCAGACUACUCUCACGGCUUUUCGAUUUUAUCUAGAUUGGAGACGGUUUCAAUGCAAGCCAUCUCAGAAUCCGUGCGUGCCUGAAGCAGUAAUAUCGUCGAAGAAGGAAGCCUAGGAGAAGACUCUGAUGAGGAAUGAGAGGUUGGACAGACUGCAUGGUUGGCAAAAGAAGGGCGCGAAUAGCAAGAAGAUGACGACGGUGAUGAAGGACAGUCGGGUGACGACGAUACAGGGGCUUCCCACCGAAAAUCUUGACUCCAGGUCAGUUAAGUACUCAGUUAAAUAUAACUUCAAAAGCGACUAAUAUUUGAAAUUAAGUCUGAUUAUAAAUAAUACUAAAUUUAUCUG